CUUCCCAGGGGGAUGGAGAGAGAAAAAGUAGGUUGGCAGGAGGAGGGGGGGGUCCAGCCUGGGAACAAUAAAUCAAAGGGAAAGGGAGUUACUACCCAGCCAAGGAGCUUCUGAAGCCCUGGGCCGCAGCAGGAGCCCGGGAGGAGCAGGGCUAAUGGCUGCCAUCGGGGUCCCGCAGAGAGAUUUCCUCUGCCCGCUGGCAGUGGGGCAGGCAGCGGCACAGCAGGCAGUGGGCAGGUCUGCCUGCACAGCACUGGGUCCAGCAUCCCCGCAGCAUGGUCCAGGUAGUCUCCUGGCAGAUUCAAUCCAGCGCCUGCUGGGGAAGGUGUUUCACUACUCUGGGCAUGGGACCCCCACCCGCCAGAAGCCACAGGGCUCACUCAGGGCUGCCCAUGUCCCCUCUGACAAGGUUUUUGAAUCCUUAGUUCAUUUUCCUGGGACUGCCCUCUCUCCUGGGGUAGUCUGGCACAACCAGGAUGGGCAGCCUGGUACAUGUCCUGCCAGGCAUCAGAAACAGACAUUAAUUCCAGCUCAUCCACCGGGACAUUUUUUUCUUUAGAAGAAUAUCAUCAAGAGGCUUAGCUGUUCCACUUUCCCUGACAUGCAGCAGUGCCAUGUGCUGGGCUAGGGGCUGCUGCUGGCAUUGUGGACACCAGUCCCUGGGUGCCAGUCCCUGGAUCCCAGUCCCUGUAUGCCAGCCGUGGGUAUGAGUCCCUGUCUGCCAGCCCUUGGGUGCUUGUCCCAGGCAUCUCCCCCUGCGUGCCAGUCCUUGGGUUCCAGCCGUCUCGGGGGCCAAAGCAAGUGCUUCACAAACAUCAUCAAGCACCAUCUCCAGUUCCCCCGCCCACAGCCCCAUUCCCAUCCCGCCGCGGGGGAGGCUGCUCCAGCCUAUCUCCUCGCCAUAUCUCCAGUGCGAGACGGCACCAGCUCCCGGUAAUUUGGGUUAAUAAACAGGCAACACUGUCGGCAGCGGAUCACUCCCUCCCUUGCUCCGGCUGCGAUCACGGGGUGCUGGCAGAAGGAGCAUCCCUCUCCCUGCUCCAGAUGAGGUCACGGAGUGCUCACACUCUUGGUACCUGCCUGUAAGCAGGAGCUGGCAUCGGGCAGAGCCAAGCAGAGGCUGAUGUGGUGGCAAUGUCAGGGUCGGGAAGGUUCCCGGUGCUGAGCCAAGAGGAAAGGAAAGGGGAAAUGACUGGAGCUAGCCAUUGUGAAGGGCAUUAUGAAAAGAAAGUCUAUAAGAUAGAGAAAAUAUGGAGCGUGCUUCAUUGUGGAGCCGAUGGACACGAUAGUUGGGGCUGCAAUUGCUUCCCUGGCAGCACACCCGAGUUCUGGGGCCCCAGGGACAGACACGCCUCUGAGCCACCCUUCUCUGCAGAGUGAGUAAGAAGAGAGGACUGGUGAGACUAUUAAGGGGUGCCGGGGGACUCAGCUCUGUCAAUGCUCCCCAAGGAGCUAAGGCUCAGUCAACAAGACCAGGCAUCAAGAGGGGCAAGAGGUGAUGGUCAAGCCCUGGACCAUCCCUGCUGCUGCACGAUGACACCAGUAUCACGCGGCAUGUCCUCUGUACUGAGGACAAGUGGCUGCCGCAGCUGGAUAAGAUGCCCUCACACCAGUCCCUGGCCCCGGUUCAUGGCGCCAGUAGCUCCCCAAAGCUAUUCCCUUUCUUGUCUAGGCUCUGCAGCUCGGGAGGUUCCCAGGUGGGAAGACCCCGUGGCUGCUGCUGCCCUAACACUGGCGGGGCGCCCCCGAACAGCGUGGGGCCGGAGGGGAGCGAGGGACGUGGGUCUCCUCGAGUCCCUCGGGACCGGAGGGGUUUGAGGCCCCAUGGCAGGAUCGGUGUCCUCCCCCUCUCUGUCCCAACGGGGCCGCCCCGUCCACUUCUCCGCCGGCGCUGGGUGCGGACAGGAGCAGCCCCCUCCCAUCGCACCUUUCCUCCGUGCCCCCCGCCCCCCUGGAGGAUCAAGUUCACGCCCGACCCACCGAUGCAGGGCCCAAUGGGGCCGGGGCCCAUCUCCAUCCGGCUCGGCCCGGCCCCGCCACUCUCAGAGGCCCCGGCGGCGCCGCAGCAGGGAGGCAGCGGCCGGCAGCCCCCGCAUGUAGCCCUAGGGCAGCGGGCGGCGGGCAGCAUGUUCAGCCCGGACGGGGGGCUGCCGGCCGCCCCCUUCGGCCUCCUGACCGACGCCGGACCUCCCUUCCCCCGCGGCAGCUUCGACGGGGCGCCCGCGCAGCCGCUCUUUUUCCCCUUCUCCGCCACUGCCGAGCCCGAGCCCACCCGCGACCCGCCGCCGGCCCGCGCCUGGCUGCCCCCGCCCGGCCCCGUGCCGCCCGCCAAGGCGGAGGCGCGCCCGGGCCGGCCCUGCAGCCAGCCCGAGCCCGAGCCUCGCACCGCCGCUUGCUGCGGCCCGGCCUGGCCGCCCCCGCCCUGGGCCGGCCCUGCGCCCUCCGGCCCCACCGCCCUGCCCGGGCCGUCUUUCCAUGGCCCGGCCGCCCCUGCCUUCCCUGGCCCCCAGCUCUGCCCAGCCGCGGUGCAGACGGGCUCCGGCGGCCCCUCGGGGCUGGGCAGCAGCGGCAGUUCCAGCGGCGCCGCCAGCGAGGGCGGACACUCCAGCGACAGCGGUGAGGAGGAUACGCCAACCUCAGGAGAGCUGGAGCAGUUCGCCAAGGACCUCAAGCACAAGCGCAUCAUGCUGGGCUUCACCCAGGCUGACGUGGGGCUGGCGCUGGGUACACUCUACGGAAAGAUGUUCAGCCAGACGACCAUCUGCCGCUUCGAAGCUCUCCAGCUCAGCUUCAAGAACAUGUGCAAGCUAAAGCCGCUGCUGCAGCGCUGGCUCAACGAGGCAGAGAACACGGACAACAUGCAAGAGAUGUGCAAUGCAGAGCAAGUACUGGCCCAAGCCCGGAAGAGAAAACGCAGGACCAGCAUCGAGACCAACGUAAAAGGGACACUGGAGAGCUUCUUCCGCAAGUGUGUGAAGCCCAGUCCCCAGGAGAUCUCCCAGAUUGCGGAGGACCUCAACCUGGAUAAAGAUGUGGUCCGGGUCUGGUUCUGCAACCGGCGUCAGAAAGGCAAACGGCUGCUGCUGCCCUACGGCAACGAGGCAGAGGGAAUGAUGUAUGACAUGAACCAGCCCCUGGUGCCCUCCACUCUGCCCAUCCCAGUGACGUCCCAGGGCUACAGCCUGGCGCCCUCCCCUCCUGUUUACAUGCCAACCUUCCACAAAGCCGAGAUGUUUCCGCAAGCGCUGCAGCCUGGGCUCUCCAUGAGUAACAGCGGCCACUGAACCAGGGCCUGUGGGCUCACUGCAGGUGGGCUGGUACUCUGGGGCAGCCCCCCUUGCCCUGGGCUCCUACAGGCACAGCUCUGCUCACUGGGCUGAUGUGUGGGGCUUUUGGGGUGUGAGGGCCUGAGAGCAUGGCCCAGGGAUGGUGUCUGCUCCCUGCAGAUGUUCCCAGCCCUUCCCUGUUAUGUGAGCUUACUGGUUCCAGCAGCAUUGGCCCUCCUCUGACCUCUCCUGGGGGCAGCUCCUCCUGUCCCACUGCACCCU
Messenger RNA from Prinia subflava (tawny-flanked prinia), 3548 nucleotides. RefSeq names its product POU domain, class 5, transcription factor 3-like. NCBI's taxonomy places the organism in Eukaryota, Metazoa, Chordata, Aves, Passeriformes, Cisticolidae. The record is from RefSeq and is a predicted model, not a curated record. Gene Ontology annotation, biological process: regulation of transcription by RNA polymerase II. The transcript is spliced from 5 exons. Gene Ontology annotation, molecular function: RNA polymerase II cis-regulatory region sequence-specific DNA binding; DNA-binding transcription factor activity, RNA polymerase II-specific. Bases 1599 to 3284 code for a protein of 561 amino acids.